AUGUCAUUGGUAUCUUCAUCAUCUAAUCUUGCUUAUAAUGAUAAACAAUAUUUAUCUUCAUUGAAUAAAAAAGUAAUGACUUUACCAAGAAUUGAACAUCCAUCAAAAUUAAUCAAUGAACAAGAUAAACAUUCAUUAGAUAUUCGAGGUAAAUCACGUGAUGGUUUUGGUGAUGGAAAAUUAGUUCGAAGUGAAGCAUCAACACCAGAAUUAACAUUUCGUCGUGGUCGUCGUCGAUCAUCUUCAUUGAGAAAUUCAUCGAAAUCUUCAAUCUAUUCUGAAUCAUUAAGUCAAAUACCAGAAAAUGUUAAUGUUAUUUAUGGACAAGAUCGAGAUAAAGUUCGUUUACCUAUAUUUGGUCAUCGAACAGAUAGUCGAUUAUCAUCAAAUGAUUCUGAAAAUGAUAAAGAAAGUUCAAUAGGAACAUCACGUUUUACAAUUGAUGAACUUGAAACAAUAUUAAAAGAGAAAGUUCGAACACAAGUUCAUGAUAUCAAAACAAAAUUUCGUCAUGUUUCCGAUUUUGAUUCUAAUGGGAAAAUAUCUCGUCAAGCAUUACAACAUUUAAUUGCAACUAUAUUUGGCACACAAAUACAAAUAGCACCAAACCAAAUUGAAAAACUAUUAGAAAAACUUCAUUUAAAACAUUUUAAUAAAAUAAGUCUUGAUGAAUUUCUUAAUUCAUUAUUACAUGAUGAACAACAAUUAUCGUCUGAUUUAUCUCGUCAAUCAUCUAGAUCUCAAGAGUUUUUAACAAAACGAACAGCAGCACAAAUGUUUAUUAUUCUCAAAGAUAAAGUUCGUACUAAACAUAAAGAUUUAAUAAAUUUAUGUCCAUCAUUAGAUGGUGGUCCACUUACAAGAAUAUUUAAAACACAGUUUCAUAAUACUUUAAUUGAUAUGGGUUAUAGAAUGAAUGAUAAAGAAUUUGAUAAACUAUGGGAUAAAUUUGAUACCGAUGGUUUUCAUGCAAUUCAUUCCGAUAAAUUCUUAAAACGUUUAACAAAUGAAGAGCUUUUAAAUGAAACUUCAUCGAUUCCAACAAGUGAAACACACGAUCAACAAACAGCUAUAUUAAAAGCAACACAUAUGAAAUCUUCUCAUUCAGAUUCACAAUUAAAAACAUCUCGUCUCCAUAGUUCUCAUGAUCAAUUAGAUGAAAAUCAAAUUGAGCUAUGGCUUCAUCAUAAAUUUCCUCAAGGUUAUUCGGAUCUUGAACGUUCAUGUCAACGAUUAGAUAUAAAACAAACUGGAACUCUAUCACGUGAUCAAUUCGUUGAACAAUUAAAACAAUAUGGACUAAUAUUAGAUGGAAAUAUUCUUGAAUCAUUUUUAAAACGUUUUAAUAUUGAUUUAACAUUAACAAAUGGAUUAAUUCCUUAUAAAGAUGUUAUUAAAGCUUUUAAACAACGAUGUGAUUCAACAAGAAAACAAAUUAAUAAUGAAAAUUCAUUUAAAAACAAUGAAGAAUAUCGUCAAACGUCAUUAGAAAAGCAAAUUGAUUAUUUAUUAUCAAUAAAUUAUGAUAAAAUUCGUGAUGAAUUAACACGUUUAGACAAUCUAAAUAAUGGUACAAUAAAUACUAAUGAUAUGAGAUCAUUAAUUGAAGAUUUACUUGAAUUUCCAUUGAGACCUGAUGAAUAUUAUCAAUUAAUUAAACAAUUUCCUAUGGAUCAAUAUGGAAAAAUAAAAUAUAAAGAUUAUUUAAAACAAGUUUUAGAAAGAACAACUUCUUCGCAACAACAACAACAGCAGCAACAAGAAGAUAAAUUACCGAUAAUUCCACAAUGGGAAUAUAUGAGAUCAAAAAAUAUUCGCGAAAGUCUUAAUCAAGAACAUAUUAAAAAUAAAAAACGUGGAAAACAAAAUGAUUUUAAUGAACAUGAUCAGCAAAAAGCAAGAUCGAUUGAACAGCUUCGUGAAAUUCUUAAAAUAAUAAUUCGAAAUCGUUAUAAAGAUAUUGAAGAUGAAUUUAAAAAACUUGAUCGUGGUUCAUAUGGAGAAUUAACACAAGAUCUUUUAUAUGAUUUAUUUAAAAACCUUGAUAUUAAACCUGAAGUAACACGUUCAGAAAUUGUUUUACUUUGGUCACGUUGUCAUUUAAAAGAAAAUGGACACUUAGAUUUUUAUCAAUUUUUACGUGAAUUUGGUUAUUCAAAACGUUCAGCACAUUUUCCAAACGCAAAACAAAAUCCACCUAAACGAGGUGAUGCAGAUUUUUUAUUAACAUCAAGAAAAUUAUACGGAGAUUCUGUUCUUGUUCAUGGUACUGCACUUAAUGCUAUACGUUCAAAUUGGGAUCAAUUACGAAAAGAAUUUACACAGUUAGAUCCAUAUAAAACUGGUUUUGUUCAAUCUGAUGAAUUUGAUGAAAUUUUAACUGAACUUUGUUCAUCUGUUAAUCAAGAUGAUCUUGAUAUGCUUAAACAUAGAUUUGAAACAAAACAUGAUUCAAGAAUGAAUUAUGUUCGAUUUUUAAAGCAUCAUGCUCCACUAUCAGAAUUAGUUGAUGAAAUUGAACUACCAACAAGAAAAACAUUUAUUACCAAUGAUGAUUAUUCUCCUAAAAUAACAAUAAAUCGAUCGAAUGAAAAUCAACUUGAAAAUAAAAUUCGACAAAAAUUACGCGAUUCAUAUAAAGAAAUACGUCGUUCAUUUAAACAACAUGAUGCAACAAAUCAUGGCUCAAUACCUAUACAAAUAUUUAAAAAAAUUCUGCAUCAAUUUAAAUGUACGUUAAAUGAUGAAGAAUUUUAUCAAUUAGCAUCACAACUCGAUAUUAAAAUGGAUGGAAAUAUUAAUUAUAAUUAUUUUAUUCAACAAUAUGUCAAAAACAAUUAG
Molecule: messenger RNA, 2841 nt
Organism: Rotaria socialis
Lineage: Eukaryota; Metazoa; Rotifera; Eurotatoria; Philodinida; Philodinidae
Source: the annotation of a GenBank genome assembly